AUGGGUGAUUUAAAAAUCCAGACUGGCCUACUGAUGAUGGCCUGUUAUUUUAUAUACUUAAUAUUGGGAUCUUUGAUAUUCCAAGCCCUGGAGACUGACUUUGAGAGAAAUAUGAUAACAUCAGUAUAUGAAACGAAAGCUGCUUUCCUGAGGAAACUUAAUAAUCUAACAUCAGAAGAUGUUGAAUCCUUUGUGAAGAAUCUGACUCAUGCUGUCCGAAAUGGAAUAUAUCCCCUAGGAAAUGCAUCAGACCAUCAUACUAAUUGGGACUUCAGCAACUCCCUUUUCUUUGUGGGCUCCAUUGUAUCAACAAUAGGUUAUGGGAUUCUAUCUCCCAAGACAGCUGGCGGGCAGCUUUUCUGUGUCAUCUUUGCUUUGUUCGGAAUCCCUUUAAAUAUCAUUUUCCUCCAGCACGUGGGUAAGACGCUUUCCCUGUUAAGUGCAAAGCUUGGGAAAUGCCUUAAGAGGCGGGAAAUGAAUGAGAAAAAAACCAGGUUUCUGACACUUCUGAUUUUCCUGAUGUCUGGAAUUAUCAUCUUUUUUGGGUUACCACCAUUUGUCUUCUGUUCAACAGAGGGCUGGACCUAUAAUGAAGGGCUUUACUUUACAUUCAUCACUCUAAGCACUGUUGGUUUUGGUGAUUAUGUAGUAGGUGUACAGCCUGGGAGAAAAUACUUUCCCUAUUACCGAACCCUGGUGGCAAUUUGGAUUUUCUUUGGUCUUGUCUGGAUUGCUCUUCUAUUUAAUUUGUUAGUCAGAUUUUUGGAACACACAGAAAAAAAAAUAGUUCAGGACAUCCACAAGAUAAGAAAAGUAGGAAGAGACAGUAGAAUCCUGACAAAACGCCAUGAGAGAUCACCAAUAGACACUGAAGAAGAUCCUCAGAAAUUUAUUUGUGUAAGUGCAGAACAGGUCAAUGAAGAAAAAGAAAGAAACCAGUCUCUUUGUGAGCCUAUCUUGUGAUGUCCCUUGAACCGAAAUUAUAUUGUGAUGUUUGACAAGGUAUGUUUUGUAAAAGGCUAUCUUCAGGAGAAAAUGACAACCAAACAAUUGUGGA
This is a messenger RNA of Gracilinanus agilis (Agile Gracile Mouse Opossum), 1057 nucleotides long. Its product is annotated as potassium channel subfamily K member 16-like. Lineage: Eukaryota; Metazoa; Chordata; Mammalia; Didelphimorphia; Didelphidae. The record is from RefSeq and is a predicted model, not a curated record. Bases 1 to 963 code for a protein of 320 amino acids. Gene Ontology annotation, molecular function: potassium ion leak channel activity. Gene Ontology annotation, biological process: potassium ion transmembrane transport; stabilization of membrane potential. The transcript is spliced from 5 exons. Gene Ontology annotation, cellular component: membrane.